AUGUCGGAGAUCCGGGUGAAAAGCCCUGAGGUGGAUCCGCCGAGCGAUGUGCCGGAGCCCAGCUGGUGCAGCGGAGUGCGCAACCUGCUGCAGAAUGACCAGGCGCCCAAGGCGCUCAAGUUGGCGGACCGCGCCCUGCGUGAGGCCUUCAAGCGAAAGGACAAGGGUGGAGAAGCACGAGCCCGACAGAUGCAGGUCUUCGUCCUCUUGAAGCUUCCUGGUGAAGAUCCUUCGGAUAUCGCUGAGGUGGCAAAGAAGGCAGCAGAGGUUCUUAAGGCCUCCGAAGAUCAAGCCGCAGAGAUUUGGAUCCUGCGCGUCAUUUGCCUGCUGGAAGCGGAGGCCUUGCAAGUGGAUGAGGCCAUCGAUGUGGCCAACAGGAUGCUUGCGAGAGCUCGAGAUUUCUCGGAUUCGCGCGCCGAGGCCUUGGCCCACCUUACCAUGGCGGAGCUGUGUCGUCUCACUGGGCAGCUGGAGAAGGGGCAGAAUGCCGCGGAACACGCCAUGUCGCUGUUUCUGCGCUGUGGUGAUCGUGCCGGUCAGGGGGCCACUCGCCAGGCCCUGUCGGACUUGGCUCGACUCGAUGGUGAUAGUGACCAAGCAUUUCAGGCGGCUAGCAGUGGGCUGAAGUACUUCCAGGGUGAUGCAAAGUGCUACGUCUCACGCGAGAUCAGUGGCAUGGCUGGGGCCUUCUACCGACAGGCCAUGGCCUUGCUCGACUUGGCCGAAGAGGUGGAAGCGUUGCGGCUGGCGGAGAAGGCUGUCAAGGUUUGCUUUUCCGACAAGAUGCCAGACUGGGAGGCGCAGGCUCUGACGGUUCUGGCACAGGCCAAGCUGUCUGUGUGUGAUUCCAAAGGCGACGGUGCUGACAUGAACCACACCCUCUUGAAGGUCACGCAGCUGGCUGCUGAUCGCGUGACACGCUGGCGGCCCUUCCAUCGCACGCUGCUGGCACAGGCCCUGAGCACCUUAAGCGACGGCCUGCUGCGGACUGAGGCCUUUCAUAGCGCCAUGGCCUCGGCGAAGGAUGCAAAACGGUUGUACGGCAAGGCCGGUCAAGACCUAUUGGCGGCCAAAGCGCAGCUGAAGCUCGCUGAGGCAGAGGUGGGUUUGGGUCGAGCCGAGCAGGCGAAAGAAGACCUCGAAGAGGUCUUUGAAGCCUUUAAGGCCGCAGAGCAUUUCGAUGGUCAGGAUCGAGUACUUGAUUUAAUGGAUGUGGCAAACAAGGCCCUAGGCUUGCCCACACGCGCCGAGCUGGCCGAGAAGAAACGACAGGAACGGCAGAAGCAACAGCAGCUUUUGGCGCAGCAGUAUUGGGCGCAGCAGCAAGCGCUGGGUGCAGCACCUGCGAAUGUACUGCCACCGCAGAUGAUGGUGCAAGGAGAUGUGGAGCAAGGCAAGGUGGAAAAGACACAGAAGGCGGAACUUCAUCGUGAAGCAAGUCCUUUGGAACUGAAAGCAGGUAUGGACGUGGCAACCAUCAAGUCCAAAGUGACCCAGGUGGCAUCUAUCAUCAUGGGUGGUGAGGAUGACUUUGAGGCUGACACGCCCCUGAUGGAGGCUGGCCUCACGAGCAACACGGCCAUGGUGCUGCGGGACGAACUCUCCAAAGAUCUGCCGGGGAUCAAGUUGCCCAUGACCCUGAGCUUUGACUAUCCAUCCGUGCAGGCGAUCGCAGAUUUCGUGAUGGAUCAAAGCAAGAUGAUUGCAGGAUGA
Messenger RNA from Cladocopium goreaui, 1713 nucleotides. Lineage: Eukaryota; Dinophyceae; Suessiales; Symbiodiniaceae. The record is from the annotation of a GenBank genome assembly.